Messenger RNA from Brettanomyces bruxellensis, 792 nucleotides. RefSeq lists its product as uncharacterized. Gene Ontology annotation, cellular component: mitochondrion. The transcript has a single exon. The coding region runs from base 1 to 792 and encodes 263 amino acids. Lineage: Eukaryota; Fungi; Ascomycota; Pichiomycetes; Pichiales; Pichiaceae. The record is from RefSeq and is a predicted model, not a curated record.
AUGUUUGCAUUAAAGCAAGGAAAAACGUUCGUGAACAAGCAGUUGGUGUUACAUAAUCGUGGGUUUUCUUCUACACCAGUUGCGGGUUCCAUUUUAGACUAUUUAAAGUUUUACAAAAAGAAGAAACCAGAACUACCCAAGGAAAGGGCGACAGAAGAUGUCAUUGAGGAUGUUGAACAGCACAAAGAGAUUGAGGACAUUCAUAAGGUGAAAAUUAUUGGAAGAAGGGAUCCAAGGCAAUUUGACAAGAAACUAAUACUCAAGAAUUUAAACGGCUUUACCGGUGACUCAUGGAUACCAAAAAAGUCAUUAUACACAAUAACAAUUGAGAAAGAGGCUGAGACCACAAAAGAAGAAGUGGGGAAGUUGUAUCCAAGUGUCGUUUCAAAGCUUUUGGGAGAGAUACAGUCUCAAACACUAAAGGAAGGAGAUGCACAUACAGAGCUCAAUAAUUUGGCUCAGAGGUUUAACAUACUGAAGCAAGUACAGCGGACGUUUGGUAUCUACAUUUCUGAUUUGCAGUUGACGGCACUCAGCAACUUCGACCUGAUCCAGAAGUACUUAUUGGAGGAGUUGAAUCCACAAAAGAUUCCAGUGGAUGAGAUUGUUCCAGAUAGAAUCAAUUGGAACCCUGUAGAAUUUGAGGGUACCAAUAUUAGUAUUGGCAAGUAUGUCUUUGAGAGUCAAAAGAGCAGGAAGUUGAAGAAGCUUUUGCGGAAGGCUAAUAAACUUGAGCGUAAUAGUCUUGAGGAUGCCCAGCAGAAUAAUGAUACACAGACCACCACUGCCUAG